Molecule: messenger RNA, 1234 nt
Organism: Perognathus longimembris pacificus (Pacific pocket mouse)
Lineage: Eukaryota; Metazoa; Chordata; Mammalia; Rodentia; Heteromyidae
Gene: Icoslg
Product: inducible T cell costimulator ligand
Exons: 6
Coding region: 286-1116 (276 amino acids)
Source: RefSeq, a predicted model, not a curated record
CCGGGGCGCCCUCGGAGCCCGGGGCGCAGUCGGAGCGAGCGGGGAUCCGCGCCCUCGGAGCCGGGCUGGGCGCCCUCGGAGCCGGGGCGCCCUCGGAGCGGGCCGGGCUGGGCGCCCUCGGAGCCGGGGCGCCCUCGGAGCGGGCCGGGCUGGGCGCCCUCGGAGCCGGCCGGAAUCCGCUCCGAGUCUGGCGGCCCCGGGUCCCCACGGCCCCGGUGCCCUCGAUCUGGAUCGCGGCAGCCUCGGGCCUCCGCGCCCCAGGGCCCCCCGACCCCGGCGCCCACCAUGCCGCUGAGUCCUGGCCUGUUCUUACUGCUGCUCAGUGGCCUGCAAGCUGCAGGAGCCCCGGAGAGCCACGUCCGAGCCCUGGUGGGGAGCAGCGUGCGGCUGGGCUGCGUCUUCCCCGGGGGAAGCAGCUUUGACCUGAACGACCUGUUCGUCUACUGGCAAAUCAGCGGCUCCGGCACCGUGGUGGCCUACUACCUGUCCAGGAACGACUCCGAGGACCACGUGGACGGCCGCUACCGGAGCCGCGCGCACCUGUCCCUGGACAGCAUGCGGCGGGGCGACUUCUCCCUGCUGCUGCGGGACGUCUCCCCCGACGACGCCCAGAAGUUCAGCUGCCUGGUGUUUAGGAAAUCCUUGGAGAUGGAGAGGAUUUUGGGGAUGGAGAUCCGGCUGCACGUGGCGGCCAACUUCAGCGUGCCGGUGGUGAGCAGCCCCACGCGGGGCCGGGAGCUCACCUUCACGUGCACGUCCACCGACGGCUACCCGAGGCCCAACGUGUACUGGAUCAACAAGACGGACAACAGCGUGCUGGCCGGGGCCCCGCAGAACCACACGGUGUCCGUGAACGCGCGCGGCCUGUACGACGUGGUCAGCGUCCUGACGCUCCCGCUCUGCCCGGGCGUGGACGUGGGCUGCUGCGUGGAGAACGCGCUGCUGAGCCAGAACCUCACGGGCAGCAGCCGGCCAGGCGACAGGGCUGUGGCCCUGGAGGGAGAGCGCUCAGACCAGGCCGCACAGAGCCUCUGCCCGGGGCACCGGCCCGGCUCCGAAAUGCCACCCGCGGGGCCGUGGACGCAGCUCCAGGACGGACUCAGACAGGCUCGGUAGCCAAGGGGAUAACGAGCUGCCCGCCCCCGUGCGCUGCGGGCGGGGUGCGACCCUGACCCCCGCCGCCCCCCAGGACACAGGGUAGAGAUGCUCCUCCCCAGCGGACCUCCGCCCACCA